Molecule: messenger RNA, 1890 nt
Organism: Linderina pennispora
Lineage: Eukaryota; Fungi; Kickxellomycota; Kickxellomycetes; Kickxellales; Kickxellaceae
Product: alpha/beta-hydrolase
Exons: 2
Coding region: 1-1890 (629 amino acids)
Biological process (GO): proteolysis
Molecular function (GO): serine-type endopeptidase activity
Source: RefSeq, a predicted model, not a curated record
AUGACAAGGCGCGACGAGGCGCUUGUGAAGACCAUUAGCGUGGGCGACACGCAUGGCAACUUUUACAGCGACUCGACAUUUGGCGGGAUUGCGUGGUCGCCAGACAGGAACACGGUGGUGUAUGCAGCCGAGCAGCCUGAGUUUGCUGCUGCCAAGGAAGACGAUGGCGUCAUUGAUGACGAUAUUGCUGGUGGGAUCAGCGAUGACCUCACCGGCGCCGUUGCUGGCGUUGCUGAUCCGCGCCGCUAUGCCCUCGACAGUGACUGGGGAGAGACAUUUAAUGGCAAGCGCCCGCCCGUGCUGGUCACCAUUGACAUCGCCAAGGCAUCGAUCAGGGCUAUCCCUAGCAUAGAGAAUGUGUCGCCAGGCCAGGUGCAGUUCUUGCCAGAGCAGCACGAUGGCGCUCGGCGCAUUGUGUUCACCGGAUACAAGCACGACGUGCGCAAGCACGGAAUCGUGUACUGCCAGAACCGCCCGACGGCCCUGUUUAUCAGCGACUUGGAUGGAGCUAACGUCGACAAGAUCGCAGAGGGCUCAGUCAGGUCACCGCGUGUCACGCCCUCUGGAAAGGGCAUUGUGUAUAUCUGUACGCCGCUGGGUGGGCCACAUGCUGCGACGUCAGAGCUCUGCAUGUAUGACUUUGCUUCAAAGCUGACAACCCCGCUGGUGCCGAUUAUCAACCGACCACUAGACAAAGCGCAGACCAUCAAUGGAACGCAGCUUCCUGAAGGGUUUGUUGGGCUCUACAUUGACCAGCUGCCGCUCGACCCAUGGGCAAAUCCAGAACAUACCGAUGGCCGUGACGUGAUGGUCUUUGCGUCGACAUGGCGCAGCACACAGGCAGUACUCUCGCUCGAUGUGCAAAAUCGGAAGCUUACUCGCCACUCACCUGUGGAUGGAACCGCCAGCUACUCCGUCAUAAGUGUCAGUGGGGAUCUAGUUGUCGGCACGAAAUCAACACCCGCACAACCCGCCGCGCUGGUGCUUGGUCGGGUAUCCCAGCCAACGGACGCUGCUCAAACUGCGAUCCAAUGGCACGACAUCGGCAAGCCGCAUGACACUGGGCUGGAGUGGAGCAUCAUCCCUGGAGAUCGCGAUUCGUGUGAGAGCAUCUUUGUGCACCCAGCCAAGCAUUCAUCGGCCACUCGGUACUUCUGGACCGACGAUAAGCCUGGGUCCCGCCCGCUGGUUGUGCAACCGCACGGUGGACCGCAUUCAACGUACACGCUUGACUUCUCCCCCACUGCCGCAGCACUCGCCCAGCUCGGAUUCGGCGUGCUGCUAGUCAACUUUACCGGAUCGCUUGGGUUCGGCCAGGACGCCGUGCUGGCGCAGAUCGGACAGUGCGACACCCUCUCGCUGAAUGAGAUUCAGCAUGCUGCGCGAGCUGUGCAAUGCUCCGGCGGCGGCGAUCCAGCAUCUACCGUGUACGUUGGUGGGUCGUAUUCUGGCUACACAGGCGCACUUUUGGCAGGUACAGCUCCGGGGUUCUAUCGCGGUAUCGCCUUGCGCAACCCGGUGAUCAGCAUCGGUGAGAACGCCGCCAUGACCGAUAUCCCUGACUGGUGCUGGGCUGAGCUCGGACUUGAGUAUGAUUUUGCCAACCCGCCCGAGAUCACCCCGCAAGCGUUUGCCAAGAUGUGGGAUGCUUCGCCGUCGCGGUUUGUCGACAAGGUUGUUGACCCCAUGCUGUUGCUGCUGGGUGCGUCUGAUCGCCGUGUGCCACACCAGCAGUCGCUCAACUACUAUUAUCGUCUGAAGGCAGCAGCCAAGGCCGACGUGCAGUGCAAGAUUUACCCGGAUGUUGGGCAUCCGCUGGACACGAUCGAGGCUGAGCGCGACUCGUUUGUGAGCAUCGCGCGAUUCUUUGCAAAGUCACUUGGCAAGUAG